AUGAUAGAUGUCUGUGAAGGCACAAUUGAGCUAAACUUGGGAAAGGACCUAAGGAUGAAGUUUGAUAUCAAGGAUACAAUGAGGAAACCAACAAUAGAAGGUCAGCUCUUUUAUGUUGAGGAAAUGGAUCAGUUGGCAGAUGAGCUUUUAGAAGAGCUAUCAACAGGAGGAUCCCCUACAAGUUGCUUUGACCAAGGAUUCUUCAGAAGGAUAUGGGUUGGACAGGCCAGUUUGCGAAGUCAUGGCAGUGAGCUCGAUCAAGAGCUCGAUCGAGUCGGGUUUCGAACAAACAAACUCGAUCGAGCUGGGACUGAAUGCAAGGAACAAGCUCAAGGAGAUUGGUCUGAGCUCAAGGCGCCUAAAGUCGACCUCAAACCUUUGCCUGAGGGCCUCAGGUAUGCAUUUCUGGGUGAAAACUCAACUUACCCUGUCAUUGUGAACUCUGAUUUGGAACCUGAACAGUUGAGUGCUUUGCUUGUUGAAUUGAGGAAGUACAGAAAAGCAAUAGGUUACACUCUAGAUGAUAUCAAGGGGAUCUCCCCUGACCUAUGCAUCCAUAGGAUUCAUCUAGAGGAUGAAAGUAAGUCAAGCAUUGAACCUCAAAGGAGAUUGAACCCCAAUCUAAAGGAAGUAGUGAAGAAAGAGAUACUCAAGUUGCUUGAUGCUGGGAUAAUCUAUCCCAUCAGUGAUAGCACUUGGAUAUCUCCAGUUCAUUGCGUCCCAAAGAAAGGGGGGAUCACUGUCAUAAAAAUGACAAAGAGGAGCUGA
Molecule: messenger RNA, 768 nt
Organism: Microthlaspi erraticum
Lineage: Eukaryota; Viridiplantae; Streptophyta; Magnoliopsida; Brassicales; Brassicaceae
Source: the annotation of a GenBank genome assembly